AUGGCCAGCAAAACAGGAAGAACCUGGCUAGACUGUAAAAAGCCCCAGCUAGCUGAUAACUUCAUAAGUCUUGCUGUCAAAGUAAGCUUGCAUAUGUCAAACUAUACCCUAUGAUGACUACAGUAGAUUAGAGAGCUGAUAACCUUCUCGAAUUUCUGUCAUAACACUCUGUCAUAGCACUGAAUUCACAUAAUAUAUUCCGUAAUCUUGUUUGACCAGAGUUUGGAGACAUUGUACAGCCAACUAACAUCCCGAAGCGAUGGAGGGACAGACAUCAACACAUCGAAAGGAGAUGUGGAGAAGGACCUGCUUCGAGUUCUGUGAGGCAGACAAUAUGUAGUACCCAGCUAUAGGAGGGGGAAAAAAUAUGUUCACAUAUAGCUUUAAUUUACUGAUGUACUGGUAGCUUAUGAUAGUUUAUAUUCCCACACAGGCACUUAAUUACAGUAAGUUGCUGAACCCUCUCCUUUAGGCCAAGGUCCUGAGGCUCCUUGCCACUGACUAUCUAAAGCAGGACUGUCAGCAGUUUCAGAAGGCACUCAACCCCCCCGUUAAUACUUUUUAAUAUUAAGCAAGAUUAUUUGGCUCUCUAUUAAUACUUUGCAAUUUGACAGGAAAGUGUGAAUCCCUCUGGGCUCUAGCUGAAGAUCACAAUUCUAUUCAGAUGUGGGGCUCAGGAUGAUCACAUAAGAGCUGGUGAGUAGGACAUUACCCUGCUUCUCUCUCUUUCUGCCCUUGAGUGGCUUGAGUGGGAGUUUUACAUCAAUUUAAGGACUCCAAGUCCUCCGUUUACAGUACUGUAUAAUGCAUUACCAUUUAAUCUUGCUGUUCAACAUCCACUGAAGUAGCUAGCAAGUUUACUAGAUAGCUACAGUAGUUUCCGUGGUAACCAAACAAACAGACUUGCUAGUUUAGCUAACCAAACCAUCAGUCCUAGCUUGCCAUUAUGAGAAUCGAAUUCAACAAUGCCAAUAAUGUUUUAAAUUCGACUUUUGCUUUCAAAAGCAGCUCAAACAUAGAACAUGUAAAAAUGAACUAUAGUCAUUGAAUUCUACCGUGCAAAUAUACUAUGCAUUAUAGCGAAAUAAUGCUAGUUCUAGAAUGCCCUUCAAGCCAAUCAGAAACAAGCAUUCAACAAUGCCAUGGUGUAAUUAAUAGUAAUCUUUGUGUGUGUACUUUGUGCAUUCCUGAGUGUGUGUGUGUGUGUCAGGCCAAAGAAGCAAUAAAGGAGGCAGAGAGAUUUGAAUCAACCAGCAUCUUCACUCAGUUCAGCGUUUACAAGAUUGCUGUUCUGGAGAACAAUGUGGAGGAAGGUAACAGCAUAUUACAUGAGUGUGGUGAGUUUUGGGAUUGACUACAUGUAUCCAGGCCCUCUGUACUGCUCAGUCUGAAACCUUGUUUCUAUCAGCUGCAGGGGCAGUAAAGGCCAUCGGGGCUCUGGCCCAAGGACCUGUGACCAGUGAAGACAGACUGCUGGUGGCUGAGAACGCUGACUCCAACCUCCAUCAGUCUGGCUGCUCAGAUCGCUCUGGAGGUGGGUCCCCAUUACUGACCUACCUCUGGGAAGUAUGGUGAUAAUGUUGGUGAUUAUGGUGAUGAUAAUGAUGAUGAUGACAAUUCUUGAAGGAGAACAUACCCAUCAUCAUCAUGAACAACAGGACACAGCCAUGAAGGCUCUGGAGAGUUUGUGUGAACACUCAAAAGAUGAAGCUCAGGUUGUCACUGCUCUCAGGUCAGAUACUAACACACAACAUCAGCGAAAUUGUCCAGCAAGAUCGGAACACUUUAUGUGAAUGGUCCAUCGUAAUACAUACAUUAUGUUAUCAUAAACAUGACAUAACCUACAAUGACAGUUGAUUAUGACCAUUUGUGUCACCAGUCUCCCACCAUAAAUGCAUUAGAAAGCAUGACACAUGGUGCUGUGUAAGGUUUCACUGUCUCCCAGAUCUACUGACCUACAUCUUCUAAUUUCUCCUGUGAAAUAUGUGCCUCUCAGUACAGUGUUAGUAGGUGAAAGGAACUAGGUCCCCAGUCCUCAUCAUCUUUGUAUUUUAUAGGCAUUUGGUUCCACUGGUGCUAUCAACAAUAGAAAAAGCCAGUGUGGAGACAAGGAGAGAUUGAUGAGAUAUUGUUAAACAUGAUGCAUUAUACAAUGUUGUUUAAAUGCUUCAUUUCUACCAGGAGUGUGACGUUUAAACGAAUUUGGGAUCGUUAACGUUUAGAAAAAAUCCCUAACCCAAAAUCCCCCCCCCCAAAAAUAAUGAAAAUCAGUGCCAAAAAUCUAACUACCACAAACAGUUCCCGAUCAUCAUCAUAAAGGCAAAAUGCUGUGAAUAGGAGACAUGCAACUUCCAAAUUAUUUUCCAAAGAUAUAAAGCGCCACGCUCUUCGUUAACAGUUGGGAAAGGGAAGUGAGACAGGGAAGCGACAGCAGCUACGUUUUGUAGGGCAAUACUUUGAGAAGUUAAAUGAGAAGAAGGUGAUGAAAUGCAAACUUUGCAAGGUGGAAUUGAGCUACAGUGGCAGUACAGGUACAAUGCUGAAAGGGAGACACCGCGAGACCCAAAUCGUUGCUGGCAGCAGUGCGAUAAGGGACGGAGUGAGAAAAUCACAGUGCUGAUUACAGAAAUGAUUCCAGUUGAUAUGCAGCCAUUGUCAAUGGUAGAGGAUGUCGGCUUCAAUACCCUAAUGGCAUAUCUAGAACCAGACUACAAGAUGCCAUGUCGAAAAAACCGUGAAGGCCCUGAUGGAGAAAUUGUACAAUGUUUGCUCUGCCACCUACAUUUUCUCUUAAUAUAUGAGUAGCCUGAGGUAAUGCUUUAGCACCGAUUCUAUUUUUAUCUGCUGUGCGUUGCUUUGUUUUCACCACAACCAGUGUUUGUUGUCACCAGCACAGAAAUUCAGAAAGUAUCACAGCUCAGCCCUGGGCCUAGCAUGGCUGUGGAGUAGCAGCGCACAGAGGAGGCCAACUGGUUCACUAGCAUGGCUGUGGAGCAGCAGCAAACAGAGGGAGGCCAACUGGUUCAGGAAGAUUGGUACUUACAUACUAUCUGGAGAUCUACUGUUAUCUAUCUCACUGUUGUACAUUUAUCUGGAUCAUCUAGCUAUUUUACGAGUUACAGUGGCACCAUGAAAGCAUAGUGCACUGUGCAUUUUGUCUAUUUUAUUCCUGUGUGUGUGUUUGCGCCCACGUGCUUGUGUGUGUCCAUGUGUGUCUUAGCUUGGAACUCUGCGCUGCAGUGUGAGAGCAGCCCUGACAGGAUGAGGGAUUUCUUUGUGUUCUCUUACCAGACAAGUCCUCUUAUUAGCAUCGCUGGGAGAAUAGGUCUGUAUCUGUGCAUCUGUAGAUCAAUAUAACCCACAGGGAAUUAGUGUUGCCGUAGAUAAAGAAACAUGGAGCCCUGCAGCUUCCCUGGAGCCCUGAAGCUUCCCUGGAGCCCUGCAGCUUCCCUGGAGCCCUGCAGCUUUAGCACAAAACAACUUGGUCAGUCAUUAUAUCCUCACACCCCCAAACACACAGACACAGACUAUCAUGCAGGCACACUCCAUUUUAAUGCGUUCUCUCUGUGUUGUGGUCCUUAAUCUUUAUGGUUCUCUUAAUAUAUAUAUAUAUAUGUGUAUGUAUGUAUGUAUGUGUGUGUGUGUGGUAACCCUAGCUGUCCCUGUUCUGUCCCCCUGACCGGGCUGAGUUGAUGGGCAAGAAGACGUGCCUGUUGAUAGCUGCUGCUGCCUCUGGAGCUCUGUAGGAAGUCUCCACACUCUGACCAGGUGUGUGUGCCACCCACUCUCCCUCUCUCUCUGCCUGUUGUCCACAUUUAGCUCCCUCCAUCCGCAUGGAUGGAAAUUUACCAUGCCAGCGGAGAGGAGAGGUGACUAACUGUGUUUUCAGUGCUGGCGUAGGUGGUUAUUUUAAAUCCUGCUGUUAUGGGUAGCGGCCACCAGGAGGCGAUGAUGAAUACUGAAUGACAAUGUCACUGUGUCUUCAUGUUUAGACCGAGCAGCUGACACAAGCCCUGGAGCACAUUCAGAUCUGCUGGGAGGUCUGGAAGACUCUUAAAGCCUCUAAUUAUCCCUCCUCUUCCAUUCCAUGCUAUGCGCAGUUCUGCCAUGAUGUUGGAUUACCUUGUGCAAGGAGAAUAAUCGGAGAUCAUCCGACAUGCACUCCAGGGGACUUGUCCAAGGACCCAACAGACAUCUUGCUGUUGUAUGAGUUUGAGACUCGUGCCAAGCUCAACGACCCCAAGAUGGAGACAGUGCUGGAGUCAGUGCUGGAGCUGGAUAACAUUGAGACCAAGGUGUUGGAAACCAUGGCAGGUGAAGAGGACACACCGUAGCUGACCCUCUCCUUACAUAACUUGUUCUCUUCAUCGAGGUGUUGUUUGUUGUGAUGAGUUUCUUCUGUCAUGGAGCCUCCUGCCUACUUCCCUCUGCUGUGUAAGAAGGCCUUGAGGAUUGCUCUGCCUCUGUACAGGAAAUGACCACAAGCAGACCUGGCCGGUUGCAGGUCCAUCUCAUCUGCCAUCCCAACACCCAAAACAAUUAAACGCCUCACAAUUUACGAUUGGUCCACUAAAAGGGUCUAACAGAUACUGGUAUAUGAUCCAGUCAGAUAUUAGCUGUGACAGAGAGCUCCAGUGUGUCCGAGCGUAGGUUGCUCUCUCUCUCUCUUCCCCUCUCCCCUCUCAGCCAGCGUAUGCAUGGCCUGAUGCAGCUGUAGCUGCCGAGCGGCGUGUCGAAGGUGGAGGCCCGCGUGCUGGAGGAGGAUAUGGGGCUAAUAUGAGGAUGGCCUGUCCAUCAUCACAGCCGCAGUGAGUCAGCACCAAUCACGCCCCCCCCCACCCCGCACUGUCAUUACCCCCCCCCCCUCAUCCCUUCACCCCCCUCCGCCCACUGCUGCUGCCCUGAAAGUAUCUUCUGUUUGUUUUUAUCAAUGGGCUUUCAGCACCACUUCAAUUAGCAGAUGCUUCCAUUCACCAUCCCCUUCCUGCCAAUUGGAAUGGUAAUGUGCUGUACAAGCCAUCACUUUAAGAGCGUUAUUGAAUGUUAUUGAAGCAUUACCAAGCUUUAUGUGCACAGGCACAUUUUCAUAUGCAGUUGCAACUCGAAGCGCUGCCAUGCAGAUUUUCCAUUACACCACCUUGAAAUCGAUACAUUAAAACAAUGGAUGGACAAGUGCCAUAAAGGACAAGUUUACCCAAAAUCCAGAAACUCCCAAGUGAUUCCAUACAUUUCAACUAGUUCAGUGGAGUUUGCCCUCUCCCCCUCUCUCUCCCUGUAGUGCUGUACUGAAACAGUUGCAAAAACGGGUCACGUGACUCGUGACGUUGCUGGAUGCGAAGUGUGGACAAAUUUGUUUUUUUAUUUUAUCGUACAGCCGAAUUAGCUAUUUUUUAGCUUUGAGUCAGAAAAUGUGUACAUUUCCACCUACAACUCAAUAUUAGGAAGGUGUUCUUAAUUUCUGGUAGCCUAUGUUUAUUUAUCACACUGUUUUUUCCCCUCGUCAUAAAUACAGUGGCUUGCGAAAUUAUUCACCCCCCUUGCCAUUUUUCCUAUUUUGUUGCCUUACAAUCUGGAAUUAAAAUUGAUUUUUGGGGGGUUUGUAUCAUUUGAUUUACACAACAUGCCUACCACUUGGAAGAUGCAAAAUAAGACAAAAAAACAUAACUUGAGCGUGCAUAACUAUUCACCCCCCCCCCAAAGUCAAUACCUUGUAGAGCCACCUUUUGCAGCAAUUACAGCUGCAAGUCUCUUGGGGUAUGUCUCUAUAAGCUUGGCACAUCUAGCCACUGGGAUUUUUGCCCAUUCUUCAAGGCAAAACUGCUCCUUCAAGUUGGAUGGGAUCCGCUGGUGUACAGCAAUCUUUAAGUCAUACCACAGAAUCUCAAUUGAAUUGAGGUCUGGGCUUUGACUAGGCCAUUCCAAGACAUUUAAAUGUUUCCCCUUAAACCACUUGAGUGUUGCUUUAGAAGUAUGCUUAGGGUCAUUGUCCUACAGGAAGGUGAACCUCCGUCCCAGUCUCAAAUCUCUGGAAGACUGAAACAGGUUUCCCUCAAGAAUUUCCCUGUAUUUAGCGCCAUCCAUCAUUCCUUCAAUUCUGACCAGUUUCCCAGUCCCUGCCGAUGAAAACAUCCCCACAGCAUGAUGCUGCCACCACCAUGCUUCACUGUGGGGAUGGUGUUCUCGGGGUGAUGAGAGGUGUUGGGUUUGCGCCAGACAUAGCGUUUCCUUGAUGGCCAAAAAGCUCCAUUUUAGUCUCAUCUGACCAGAGUACCUUCUUCCACGUUUGGGGAGUCCCACAUGUCAUUUGGCGAACACCAAACGUGAUUGCUUAUUUUUUUGUUUAAGCAAUGGCUUUUUUCUGGCCACUCUUCCGUAAAGCCCAGCUCUGUGGAGUGUACGCUUAAAGUGGUCCUAUGGACAGAUACUCCAUUCUCCGCUGUGGAGCUUUACAGCUCCUUCAGGGUUAUCUUUGGUCUCUUUGUUGCCUCUCUGAUUAAUGCCCUCCUUGCCUGGUCUGUGAGUUUUGGUGGGCGGCCCUCUCUUGGCAGGUUUGUGGUGCCAUAUUCUUUCCAUUUUUUUAUAAUGGAUUUAAUGGUGCUCCUUGGGAUGGUCAAAGUUUCUGAUCUUUUUUUAUAACCCAACCCUGAUCUGUACUUCUCCACAACUUUGUCCCUGACCUGUUUGGAGAGCUCCUUGGUCUUCAUGGUGCCGCUUGCUUGGUGGUGCCCCUUGCUUAGUGGUGUUACAGACUCUGGGGCCUUUCAGAACAGGUGUAUAUAUACUGAGAUCAUGUGACAGAUCAUGUGACACUUAGGUGAUAGCCCCCCAUGUAGCUCAGUUGGUAGAGCAUGGUGCUUACAACGCCAGGGUUGUGGGUUCGUUUCCCACGGGGGGCCAGUAUGAAAAAUGUAUGCACUCACUAACUGUAAGUUGCUCUGGAUAAGAGCAUCUACUAAAUGACUAAAAUGUGAACUUUAUUUAACUAAUUAUGUGACAUCUGAAGUUAAUUGGUUGCACCAGAUCUUAUUUAGGGGCUUCAUAGCAAAGGGGGUGAAUACAUAUGCACGCAUCACUUUUCCGUUAUUUAUUUUUUAGAAUUUUUUGAAAAAGUUUUUUUUAUUUUUUAUUCCACCUCACCAAUUUGGAAUAUUUUGUAUAUGUCCAUUACAUGAAAUCCAAACAAAAUCCAUUUAAAUUACAGGUUGUAAUGCAACAAAAUAGGAAAAACGCCAAGGGGGAUGAAUACUUUUGCAAGGCACUGUACAUAGGGCACAUACGCUAACCUGUAGCGCACCUAUAGCGCACCUAUGUUUACUUGGGCUCCCGAAUGGCGCAGUGGUCUAAGGCACUGCAUCUCAGUGCUUCAGGCGUCACUACAGACCUCCUGGUUCGAUUCCAGGCUGUAUCACAACCGGCCAGCGUCGUCCGGUGUAGGCCGUCAUUGUAAAUAAGAAUUUGUUCUUAACUGACUUGCCUAGUUAAAUAAAAAUGAUAAGAACACCUCUAACUUCAAGAAUCAGGCUAGGCUACAUACCUCCGCUCUUCUCUUCUCAAUGCGCCUUUAUAUUUUGGCACUGCGCCAGAUCCAGUCCAUGGAAAUACAGUAGCAACAUCUGUAUUUUUCAGUAUGCUUCGGUUUUCUGUCCCCAUAAUUUCAGACAGCAUAUCUCGUUCAUCUGCAUAGUCGCUGAAGUGCUUGCUACAUACACGCAAUGAAGCAAGGUUGGCUGCAGGAGUAUUUACAUCGUAUUUACCAUUUCGAAUGGCUACUAACCAUCUGCAUCUCUCCAUAUAUUUUAUCGGACAACACUGACAUUUUGUGCCUUUUUCCCUUGAUUUCCUGUAUAAAGUGCAGCCAGGGACCAAACACCAGCUUGCUCUUGCUGACAUCUCUUUAUCCACUUUGCGUAACUAACUUUACCUGCGAUAUACCUAACCCUAUCAACAUUCGCACCAGCUACUUCUCCCCCCCAAAGAACUUGAAUCUGUGACGUCGAGCUCCAUAUAAGGGCAUGCCGUGACGUUUCUUAGUACACAUUUAAUUACUCAAAACAGGUAGUACUUUUGACAAAAAUAGUUAAUUCGGCCAUAUGCUUUCAAUAAAACAACGAAUUUGUCCACACUUCGCGGAUUUCAGAAUAAUUAAUUAAUUGUCAUCGGAGCAGAGCAACGAUUCACGUGACCCGUUUCCCCCCCGGUGUUUCAGCCAGCACUACAGGGAGAGAGAGAGGGGAAACUACACUGAACUAGUUUAAAUGUAUGGAAUCACUUGGGAGUUUCUGGCCUUUGGGUAAACUUGUCCUUUAAAUCAAUAUACAUCAAUCACAUUUGAGUCUUUCUCAACAACUCUUUACCACGUGUUGUCAUGUAUAAAAUCCUAUAUUUUCUGAUGCUAGGUGUCAUUCCCAGACUGACUAUAGACAUUAAAAGCCCAUUCAUAGGCAUACCUGGACUCUGAGGCCAGGUGAGUUAUCAUCACAGGUGCUCCUAGACAGGUGGACUGCGGCAGCAUGAAUGUGUUCGUUGUCUCUUCUGUGCCUCCCCUCCAGCCUGAGGACUUCCCUGAGAUGGAGAUCCUGUGGCUGCUGACCCAAGCCUGGAACACAGGCAUCCUGCUGUACAGCCUGGCCCAGUACCCUGAGAGGUGGUGUGGCCUGGGCAUGAGCUUCCUCCGCCACCUGGGCUCCCUGCAGGAGAGCUACCAGACACUGGUACUACUGACUGACUGGGGCAAGGAGGGAGGGAGGGGGAGAGGGGACAGCAGUGGAACGUGACAGGGCUGAGUCAUCCGGAGUCAAAUGAGAGGCCUCGGCCCAGGGAAUACUGAUUAUAUGUCUUAAAUAAAAGUUUGUCUGUACACCUUUAACCGAAAAGAGAUAUAGACCUAGCCAUUUGUUUCUUAGAUUUCUAAUAUCCAGUAUUGUUUGUCUGUCCACAGAUGAUAGAUCUGUACACUGAGAUCCUGGACAGGCUGGACAAAGCCAAGAAGAACCUCAUCAUGGAGUAG
This is a messenger RNA of Coregonus sp. 'balchen', 9007 nucleotides long. NCBI's taxonomy places the organism in Eukaryota, Metazoa, Chordata, Actinopteri, Salmoniformes, Salmonidae. The record is from the annotation of a GenBank genome assembly.